AUGGACGACGACACGCCUUUCGUGAAGGCUCAAACUGUCGAUCCGGAGGUCAGAGCAUAUGUGUACAGUCUUGUCAAUGCGCUGGGUGGCAGCAGUGCCGACGAAGACGGCCGCUACGUGCUCGGUGACGAUGCACUCGCCUGUCUGCGAGAUUUGAAGAGAUGGCUCAAGCUGUACGACGAGAAACUGAACCGAUUGGACGUUGCACGAUGUCUGGCUGAAGCGAAGCUGGUCGGAGGUGACAUACUGCCUAUACUGGCUUGCUGGUCAGAAGAUGGCAAGAACGACCGCGUCAAGUCAAGAGUCGCGCUUGCAUGUCUGGAGUUGCUGGUGCCACUUACCUGGCCGCUCGAGACCGCCGGGGAAAUGACAGUGAACCAUCAUCGGCAUACACCAUACUUGCAGCAGGCACAGGUGCUGUACAAGGCAGGCAUCCUCAGCUGGGACAACUGUAGCAUUCUCCGACAGAUUGUGAGAAUUGGUCUGCCAUCCAUCGCAUUGCCCCGAGACGAGCGUACAUCAAGAGACGACGGCAUCAUCAAAUUGGUGCUGUACUUCCUACGCAAUGUUGCUGUCAUUCGCCAGAUCCCGAACCUACCCAACCAAGGUCUCGACAUGGUCGUUUCUCGCUCAGCAACGAUCGAUGCAUUCGUCGAACAGGAUGUCUUUGCGCUCCUGCUCACUAUGUGCUCCAACAUUGGCGAUGACUUCAAUCUGCAGGACGUCGUCCUCCUGGAAAUUCUCUUCAACCUGAUCAAAGGGAUCGAUGUGUCUAAGUUAUGGUUGACUAAACUUCAGCGUGCUGAUGCCAACAUCUCGGAACUCACUGCGUCACUAGCAACCGAGAAGGCAAUGGAAAGAGCAAACAAGAAGACGGCUCCUUCAAGGCAUAACCGUUUCGGGACCAUGAUCUGGGUCAAAAGAGAAGACCACAAGACUACUGCGCUGUCAGGCCAGGAGAACAUCCUCGAGAACAAGGCUUUGUUCAACAUGGACAAAUCGAAGAAGUGGAAUAAGCCCAAAACCAAGGAUAAGGAUAUACAGCAUACCAUCCACGAUUUCAACCGCUUCGAAGACAUUACAGACUCUGCUACCGAGCAGCUGCGCAACUUCGUUGAGGAGUUCCUGGACUCCGGCUUCAACCCGUUAUUCACACAUCUCCGCAAAGCGAUUGAGCGGGAAGCGGAACGACUUCUGGACGUAAACUACCGACAAUUCUUCUACGGCGUAUCGUGGUUCUUAGAAGCAGAGAGGACGCGACGGACGAAAAACAAGAACGAGAAGCAUCCCGCAAACCUUGCUCAGGCAUACACCGAGGCAGAAAGCUACAGCCUUGUCGCUGCUGUGCUGAAUCAGGAGACAUUCAUUCUGCUGAACCGAUACAUGCAGAAUGCGCUUGACUCCAAAGAGUGGCAAGACCUCAAUGCCUGCAUGCGAUGCUUCACGCAAAUUCUGCUGACCGUUCAAGAAAUGGCCGCCAGUCCACUCGAAGACGACCAGGAGAUCGCCGAGAACAUCCAAAACCGCAUCUUCUACGAAGAGACUACACACGACCGCAUCGUGGGCAUUCUACGUGGGUAUAAAGACCAGGGAUUCGGGUACCUGGACGCAUGCACAGAACUAUCGCAUACGUUCUUGCGCAUGCUCGAACGAUACUCGAAAGAAAACGCCGACCUACAGAUCAGGUCGAAGCGCCGAGCCCGGCAGAAGAAGAAGGAUGCCCAGAAAGAGCAGGAGACCCAAGCAGACGAACAGAUCGACGAGGACGAUUCGGAACGUGAGGACAUGCAGGAGGCAGUCAAGGUCUCAAAAGAGCGCAAAUUCGACUUCAACCGCUUCGCAAACAAGUUCUGCACGCAGCAGUCUAUCAACACGUUUGUCGCGUUCCUCAACUACUACAAAGAGCUCAACAACGAGCAGCUGAAGCGGGCCCAUCGCUUCUUCUACCGUGCGGCAUUCAAGCAGGAUUCAGCUGUACUGCUGUAUCGAGUAGACAUCAUCGCACUCUUCUAUCGGACUGUCACAGGUCCAGACGCGCUCAGUCCGGCUGUGCCUAUGACGAAAGAGUGGACGGAGUUCACCAAGCAAUUGUUCAAGAAGCUAACCAGAAAGCUUGACGAGCGUCCGGAGUUGCUGGUUGAGAUGCUGUUCAGCAAGAUCAACUCCACUACAUUCUACUUGGAGUACGGGCACGAUAAGCAGACGACAUCUGCUGUCAGAGCACCAGCUGAGCUUGAGAUCCGCCCGUCCCUAAACAGAGACGUUAAGGAGCAGAUUGGGAUCGUGGUCACAAUCUUGCUGAAAGAUGACAAGCUGAACCUGGUGUUGUGGCUCAAAGACGUUCUCACGAAAGCGUCUGGCGAGCGAUCAGCCUGGGAGGUGCAAGCUGAAGCAAGGAAAGCAGCAGCCGGCCCCGAGAGCAGCGAAACUGCCACAAGUGCUGCCUCGGCAGCACUGCAAGCCAAUCUCGCUGCACCGCUCGCAGUGACCGCCCGCCCCACGACGGAUGAAAUUCGCACGGCCAUGUUCAAGAAUGCACGUCUGCGACUGUUGAUGAAACUCUGCAGCCUGCAGCUUCUAGGCGACGAAGACGUGCUUGGAGCACCAUGGAUCAUUCCCGGCUCAGUCACUAGCUCGCAAUUGAAGGAAUUUAUCGAUGUCAUUGAGACACACGAAUUCAGACCCUGGCAAUCCGACAAUCCUGAAGAAGAGCCAGAAGAUCUGCUUCGCCGGGUACCCAAGCCCGCUGCAGAGGUCGCGCGUGACGGGUUCAUCGACGACGGCGAAGCACGCCGCGAUGCCUUCCUCGACGACUCUGAAGGUGAGGAAGACUUCGAGUUUCCUGACAAUAUCCGCAAGCCGAACAGGCAGAAAGACAAUGCGUUGGAAGAGCUCAAGAAGCGUCGCCGGAAGCGCAAGCGUGAUACUGAAGGCGAAGAAGGCGACGAGGUCGACAACGAUGCGGCUGCUGCACGACGUAAAGCGAGGCAAGACGCGAACGAUGAGAGGAGGCGUAAAAUUAAGUCGGAGCUUUACGUGCAUGACAGCGAUGACGAAAGUGAUGCAGAAGCGGACAAGGAGUUCUUCAGAAAGGAAGAGGAGGUGCGGAAGAGGCAGGAGGAGAAUAUCCGGCGACAGAUGGCCGUGGGUGUUGGUGCGGCGAGCGAUGAGAAAGGCGUGAAGAAGAAGGGAAAGAAAGGCAAAGUUCCCGCUAUCAGUGAGAAAGAGCUGCUGGGCGAGGACGGCGAUCUUAUGGAUCUGGAUGGCGACAAUGAGCCACAGCAAACGGGCCCAGAAGCUGACGAGGCGGACGAGACGGCAGAGAGCUCCCAACCCGCCAGAGAUGAUCCACUCAGCGACGACGAAGCUGGUGCGGACACAGAGACGCCUCUGUCGAGUCAGAGCGAACAGGAUCGGUCGCCUCCGCCGGCGAGAAAGGCGCUCGAGGAAAUGCGGCAGCCAAGAGCUACCGUCAGAAACGUCAAUGUCAAGAAAGCUGCUGCGCUGGUCGAGGAUGACGGAGACAUCGAUGCGGUGGGAGAAGAUGACGGCGAAGACGAGCCACGACCUACUGCUGUGCGUGUGGCAGGGAGGAGGCGGGGAGGCUUCAUUGUUGACAGCGAUGACGACGAAUAG
Molecule: messenger RNA, 3636 nt
Organism: Cyphellophora attinorum
Lineage: Eukaryota; Fungi; Ascomycota; Eurotiomycetes; Chaetothyriales; Cyphellophoraceae
Product: Topoisomerase 1-associated factor 1
Exons: 2
Coding region: 1-3636 (1211 amino acids)
Biological process (GO): DNA replication checkpoint signaling; DNA repair; replication fork arrest
Cellular component (GO): replication fork protection complex
Molecular function (GO): DNA binding
Source: RefSeq, a predicted model, not a curated record